This is a messenger RNA of Arabidopsis lyrata subsp. lyrata, 1740 nucleotides long. RefSeq lists its product as uncharacterized. The transcript is spliced from 5 exons. NCBI's taxonomy places the organism in Eukaryota, Viridiplantae, Streptophyta, Magnoliopsida, Brassicales, Brassicaceae. The coding region runs from base 1 to 1740 and encodes 579 amino acids. The record is from RefSeq and is a predicted model, not a curated record.
AUGUCUUCCCCAGCCGUCUAUGUUUCGGAAAACGAUGAUGACAGUCAAGGAAUCCCUGUUCCCAGAGGGGAUGAAGUCUUCACCCAAAGGGGAGACAAAUUUGGUCCGCAUUUCAGGUCUCAGUCGACCUCUGCUUCCCUUGGCGCUCUUUGCCGCCUUUGUAACAUCCCCCAGGAAAUUGAAUUCUCUCUUCCUAGACCCAACGAGUCUCCGAAAGUGGUGCGAGAGGGUUACUGUUGUGCGUACAAAGUCUAUUUCAAAGGUUGUGGGAACCAGACGAUCCCCCGCCCAACCGUUGACUUCUUGUCCUUCUUUCGAAUCGUUUCCGAGGGCGAAACAAAUUGGAAUUCCUUCACCCUUCAACGCAUUCUUGAAGCGGGGCUCGCCAUUAAAGACGGUCAAACUCACCCCCUCGAUCCUCCUCCCGAGGAGAAAGUCGUCUCGAGCCUGAAUGCUCGAGAUAAAAGAAAGAUGCAGGCUGAAAUCAAGGCUCUUAAGGAUCAGCUAUCCAAAAUCGGGAGAAAGAAACGGAUAGCUGCAAUCUCCAGGUCAUAUCACAGGGUUGGUAACUUCCACAGGAAGACCCUCUUGGUUGAUGACGGUUCAUUAGAAGCAGCCCUGUCAGCCGUGGUGGAUACUCAUGGAGCCGAGAUCCUUAACGACCCUCCAGUUGCCACCGCAAUUUGCCCUUCCGAACCAGGGUGUGAGGGAGAAAUAACCUCCUCUCCUUGUACAAAGAGGAAGGCUCCAGAUUCCGAUAAUCUAUCAAACAAGAGACUUAAAACUGUGAGAUUAAGUUCACUGCCACGAGUCUCUAGCCCUCUAUGUUCUGUUUCUCCCUCUUCAGAACCUUUAAACUCCGAGCUCCCUCUUCCGGGAGACAGAGUAAUUUCAGAGGAAAUAGAUGAGCCGAGACCGGAGGUUCCCCUAUCUCAAGGACUGAGUGUUAGGACUCAAAAUCCUUUACCCGCUUCGAUUUCAGGCGGAGAAGAGAUUGGAGACAUCUUCCGAAAUUUCCAAACCAGGGAAAGGGCGUCCCUUCCUCCUUUUUCGGCGUUUAUGGAGACUAAUGGAAUGAUCUUCCAUUAUGAGAACCUUCUUCAUCAAGCGAAGAGAGAGACCGCAAAGGCAAAGAAGGAGGUUGAUGAACUUAGAUUAGCCAACCAAUCUGAGCGACUUGAGUGGGAAAAAGCACUCGAGUCAUCUUUUGAAAAUAUGAAGAAAACUCUAGCAGCUAACGAGCAACGCAUCAGAAUUGCGAAUGCUGAAAGAGAUUCUGCGAGGUCUAAUGCUCUUCGCUUGGAGGCUGAGCUAGAGGAGAAUACGGCUUUUUUCGAAGAAGCAAAUCAAGAGAUCGAGCUUUUAACUAGGAACAGGGCUCGCGAUAUCGCUGAAGCCGAACAUAAUGCUCGAGAAGAGAUGAGGGGAUUCGGUAGGAAACUUAUUCAAUCUGUUACGAAGUUCAUCAAGGACGAAGAGGUCUGGACUAAACUUCUAACAGAUCGAGCCGAACUGAAGAGCAAUCUAGACCUGAUUAAGGAACUAGAGGCUGGAAGAGUUUCGUUCGAGAACGAGAGGGGCGAAGUUGCUGCCGAACUCGCUAUGGUUGAGUCCGAGUUAUCCUCGGCUUCCCGUCCUACUCUCGAUCUGAAACAAUUUUCUUUGGUAUUUGGAGAUUCCCCAUCUCAAUUCGAGGUAGGUGAUGGUUCUCGGCUACAUGAGGGUUCUCCAGAGGUGUAG